AUGGAUGAAGCUUCCGUUUUGCUUGACCAGGCCCGGGAGUCCGCUGUGGAGAAGGUGGCUUGCCCCAUUUGCUUCGAGGGCCUUAGCGAGUACCCAGACCAGGUGGGCGCGCUCACUCUGUACGGCAACCGUGUAGAGUCGGCGCUGUACCACUCGUCCUGCGUGCUGAACCCCGAUACGGGCCACCUCAUUUUCGAGUCGCAAACUGGAAGAGCUGUCAGCCCGCUGACGCGGCAGCAGGUGGACGGCUUCAAGUGCAUGCCCGGGCUCUCGGAGGGCCAGAGCUGGGCCAAGUUCCUGGACUGGAACUCCGCGGGCCACCUGGACCUGCAGAAGGUGUGUGCAGGGGUGGCCGCCUUGCUGCCGGUGGACGACGCCACAGCGCGGCGCUUCGUGGUGAAGGUUCUGCACAAGUCCGCCAACUGCGGAGACCACGCAGAGCUGCCGUUGCCGGAGGUGGUGGCCACGCUGCUCCCGGCCAUCAGAAGGCAGCUGCGGCGUUUGUUGGUGGCGCCCCGGCCAAGGGCCCCGGAGAUCUGCCGGAACUCCAGCAAGGAGCCGAGCGAUGGGGGGGGGCCUUUGGUGGCCUUUCGGCGCGAAGGCCAACCUUUUUUGGGGUGA
Molecule: messenger RNA, 621 nt
Organism: Effrenium voratum
Lineage: Eukaryota; Dinophyceae; Suessiales; Symbiodiniaceae
Source: the annotation of a GenBank genome assembly